Molecule: messenger RNA, 309 nt
Organism: Entrophospora sp. SA101
Lineage: Eukaryota; Fungi; Glomeromycota; Glomeromycetes; Entrophosporales; Entrophosporaceae
Source: the annotation of a GenBank genome assembly
AUGUCAAUAUUGUCAUUACUAGGUGGUGAUGAACCUAAUACUUCUUCAUCAGAACAGGCAAAUCAAAAUAAUUCAUCGUCAUCAUCAAAUUUAUCAAUAAGUACAACAAAAAUUCCACAAAAAGAAGCAAAAAUAAUUCAAAAGAAAAGUAGUCCGCAAAGAAGAAGAGCUUCAGAUGCUAUUCCCAUCGAUUCAAGGCCACCCUCAAUAAAUGCAUCAAAAUUAUCUGAAGUGCGUGAACAAUUAGGCGAAGAGAAAAAAACAAAUCAUCCUUUAAUUGCUCCACAGCUGUCUUCUACAAUGUCACCA